Molecule: messenger RNA, 2698 nt
Organism: Jaculus jaculus (lesser Egyptian jerboa)
Lineage: Eukaryota; Metazoa; Chordata; Mammalia; Rodentia; Dipodidae
Exons: 2
Coding region: 105-857 (250 amino acids)
Source: RefSeq, a predicted model, not a curated record
CCUCGCGCCGCUCCUCUGCCCGUGGCAGGCUCACCGCGGCCCCCCACCCCCACCACAUACACACACUUUGCCCCCGGGGAAGGCUCAGCCACUUUUUACGGAGGAUGCUCCCCCUUCGCCCACCAGGCCUCGGCUACUCUCCACACCGCCCCCCACCGUCCCCCCACCCCGCGCGCCCAUAUCUCCUAGGGGAGGCUUCUACCUGCUUACACUUCCUGCAGCUCGCCUUGGCCCUCCUCCUCCCGACCCUCUUCCAGCCAGCCCUGUCCCCCACCACCACCCUCUUUUGGAGAAACAGCCUCAAAUUCCGGAAGUGGAGGCUCUGGCCUCUGCACAGUCUCCUGGGAGCCGUGGUGGCCAGGGAUUUGGAGAGGUGGGACCCAGAUGUGAGGGGACACUUCUGGUCAGCGUCAUCCUGGAUUUCUGGGUACUGCAUGGCCUCCGCCCACCUCGCCACCACCCCGUGCCUGCCCAUUCCACGCCCCACCCCACACCAACCCCUGGAAGCGCUGUCACGACUAGAUAUCGGGUCUCGGAAGGGAAGUAACCAUCGCACCAUUAAAAAGCCUGUGGACCUUUCUGUUGGCUUGGCCUCUUCUUCCCAAGGGUGGGCAGGGCAAGACCCAGCCCCUGAGGUUGGGGGUGGGCAGGGGAGAAGAGCACAGGAUGGAGCUUGGCGAGCAGAGACCAUCCUGGAGGCAGACAUUCCCUCCACCAAGGAGGAGGAGGAGACCAGAAGGUCAAGUGUGGUACAGGUAACUUACUCAGGGUCACACAGGCGCAGGAGACUGCCCGCUCCCCGCUUCCAUUAUCUUGAUAGCAAAGCUUGUUGUCAGGUGCCUGGUUGGCUCCGCUGAGGGCGGUCUAGAGAUGCUUGGUACACAGAGAGGGAGGAGGGGGAUUCUCCUUUGCUCUAACGGUAACAGAGGCAAGAGCGUUUGGGAAAACCCUAAGAUUGGCGGCUCCCAAUGAUAGAGGAAAAACCCGCCGAAACCACAAGCUAACAUGGUCUGUGGCCUCUCCACGUCUAGACGCGUACCCUGCUGGUAUACUUGUAUCCCAAGUUAUUCAUUGAGUCACUCUUUGGGAAGUCCACAAAGCCUUAUCUGAAAAUCUAAACUGGAGAACGUUUUGAAAACUGUGGGAGAGUUUUCAUUGGAUUGUUGCCAGUUUAUUUGGUAUGAAAAACCUGAUGGAAAAAAAAGCUGUGCAUUGCCGGGCGUGGUGGCGCACGCCUUUAAUCCCAGCACUCGGGAGGCAGAGGUAGGAGGAUCGCCUUGAGCUCAAGGUCACCCUGAGACUCCAUAAUGAAUUUCAGGUCAGCCUGAGCUACAGUGAGACCCUACCUCGAACCAUCCCCACCCCCGAAAAAAAUUGUGCAUGGUGGCUCACUCCUGUAGUCUAGAACUCCAGAAGUAGAGACAGGAGAAACUGACAAGAGUUCAAGGCCAGCCUGGGCUAAAUGUAAGACUCUGUCUCAAAAAAAAAACAACUGUUUAUAUGUUUAUAAUCUUUAUUACUUCUAACUAUCAUACAUGUUUUCACUGAGGGGAAAAUCUUUUUUGAGACAAAGUUUCACUAUAUUACCCAGUGUGGUUUCAGACUUGUCAUCCUCCCGCCUCAGCCUCCUGAGUGCUGGGAUUACAGAUGUGUGCCACCAUCUUCAGCUCAGUGAAGAGAUAACUGUUUUUGACCAUGGGCACUUCUCAUUAUCCUAUUCAUAACAUGUGGACUAUGCACUGAAUUAUCUCUUCAAGUUUAUUUAUCUCUAAUCCAGUGUCUGUGGUCUCAGUGGUUGGAGUAAGAGAUGGUGCCCCUAUAAAAGUAAUGGCUCAAGCCAGGCGUGGUGGCGCACGCCUUUAAUCCCAGCACUGGUUAGGCAGAGGUAGGAGGAUCACCGUGAGUUCGAGGCCACCCUGAGACCACGUAGUGAAUUCCAGGUCAGCCUGGGCUAAAGUGAGACCCUACCUCAAAGAAAAAAAAAAAAAGUAAUGGCUCAGAAGUGACCCAGGUGGCUCUUAACUGGGGUUGGUGACCACGGUAAGGCCUACUCACAUGAUGCGGGGGGGUCGUCACUGGGUACUGUGAAACCCUAGAAUGGAGGAAGCUUGUCCUUGUACGUGCUUAUGAGCCAGUUUCCACAACUGAGGAAAAGAGACGUGUGGGCACUGCGGGGCUCUUUGAGUGAAGAGGAAGGUGGGAUGAGUAAGAAGUCUGCGGCCCUUGGGGGUGGGCCAAGGAGACUGUGCCGUAAAGUGACGUCAGUAUUUUGCAUUUUAAAUCCUAAAUUCACUCGAAGCGACUCCUUCACCUAGUGAACACAUAAUUUCUGUGUCAAGCCAGGCUCUGAGAUACAACUGGGGUCUUGGACAUCUAGAACCUCCCUGGCCCCCUGGGGCCCCCUUCCCCCUGACUUGAAAGACAGUGGGUUCUAGGGCUUUCUGUGGGGCCCCGUGUACUGUCAUCUUCAUUCUUGUUUAAAAUGUCCAAAGCGGGACAUACCUGUAGUAAAUGCUAAAAGCAUAUAAAAUAAAACAUGAACCACUCCCCCCCCCCCCCCGUGCAUGAAUCUGACCAUCAAGAGAUGACUUGUGACUGGCUUGGUGUGUACCGUUACAGACCUUUUUUUAUGUUUAUAACAAUAGCUAUCUCUUUCUGUCCAUAUAUAUUUCUUAUAAAUAAAAAGAGGAGCAUAUUA